This is a messenger RNA of Lasiodiplodia theobromae, 1464 nucleotides long. RefSeq names its product L-asparaginase precursor protein. Gene Ontology annotation, molecular function: hydrolase activity. The coding region runs from base 1 to 1464 and encodes 487 amino acids. The transcript has a single exon. The record is from RefSeq and is a predicted model, not a curated record. Lineage: Eukaryota; Fungi; Ascomycota; Dothideomycetes; Botryosphaeriales; Botryosphaeriaceae.
AUGACCUCCUCCAAGCCCACCCCCACCAUCACCCCGCGCAUCAUCAUCCACGGCGGCGCGGGCAACAUCUCGCGCGCCAACGUGCCCGCCGACUCAUACGCGGCAUACCGCGCCUCUCUGCACCGCAUCCUCACGCUCGCGCGGGCGGAGCUGGCCAACAACCCGGCGGCAACGGCGCUCGACGUGGCCGUGUACGCGGUGUCGCUGUUCGAGGACGACCCGCUGUUCAACGCCGGGCGCGGGGCCGUCUUCACGCGGGCGGGCACGAACGAGCUGGAGGCGUCGGUCAUGGUGUCGCGCGGCCACCACAAGCGCGGGGCGGGCGUCAUGCUGCUGCGGCACGUCAAGAACCCGAUCAAGCUGGCGCGCGAGAUCCUGGUGCGCGGUGAUGACGCCGAGGGCAACGGCGGCGGCGCGCAGGCGCACGUGCAGCUGGCUGGCGGCUACGUCGAGGAGCUGGCGAAGGGGUGGGGGCUGGAGAUGGUGGAGCCGGACUACUUCUUCACGCAGAAGAGGUGGGAUGAGCAUGUCAAGGGAUUGGAGCGUGGGAAGGGCGCGGUGGUGAGCGAGGAUACGGAGGCCCUGGCUGGUGGUGAUUAUGAGGAGGAGGAGGGAAAGAAGAGCAGCAGCAACCCCAACGACCCGUCCUGGGACGGCAAGGAAUACCUCCCGCAAGGCACCGUCGGCGCCGUCGUGCUCGACCGCUUCGGCACCAUCUGCGCCGCUACCUCCACCGGCGGCCUGACCAACAAGCUCCCCGGCCGCAUCGGCGACACGCCCACCCUCGGCGCCGGAUACUGGGCUGAGGAGUGGAUCGAAGAGGACUCCUCCUCGUCCUCCUCCGCCGCCGCCGGCGGAAUGUCCUACCACCCCGCCAUCUCCUCCUCCGCCGCACGCUCCCCCAUCGACAAGCUCUCCCGCGGCGACAUCCCCGGCCUCCUCUCCGACUGCCUCGGCCCUCUAUCCAGCUCGAGCACGAUGUCCUCCUCUUCCUCUCCCUCUCCCGGCCAAGCAACGCCUUCUUCCUCCACAGACGAGAAACCUCACCCCCGCCGCCUCCGCCACGCCGUCGGCAUGUCCGGCACCGGCAACGGCGACUCCUUCCUGCGCGUCUGCGCCGCCCGCACCGCCGCUGCCAUCCCGCGCUUCUCCUCUUCGGCCGACAGCAAAAAGUACCUGCGAGACGGCCUGGCGUGGGUGGCGGGUCCCGGAGGGGAGCUGCAGCGGAGCGCGGGCGACAGGUGGGAGAACAGUGGAGAAGGGCAGGGCGGCAUCAUCGGGAUCGAGUUGGUCACGACGGAUGCGGAGGCCGCGGGCGCCGAGGCGGGCGCGGAGAGCGCGGUGCAGAGGAGUUGGGUCGGGUAUGAUUUGAACUGCGGCGGUAUGUUCAGGGCGUGGGUGGAUGGGGAAGGGAGGGAGAGGGUGGCCGUGUUUGCGGAUGAGGAUGGGUCGGAGGGGUGGUGA